Molecule: messenger RNA, 930 nt
Organism: Cordyceps militaris CM01
Lineage: Eukaryota; Fungi; Ascomycota; Sordariomycetes; Hypocreales; Cordycipitaceae
Exons: 3
Coding region: 1-930 (309 amino acids)
Source: RefSeq, a predicted model, not a curated record
AUGAGCGAGCGCUAUUAUAGACAGAUCCACGAAUCCGGGGAUCUCCUGAUCGUUCUGACACCCCCUACAGAGCCAUUCGCCCUGUGGCAGGAUAAAAAGGAAAGCGAAACCAAAACAGAUCCCGGAGCAGCAAAACAAGCCGCAGAAGAAACUGACGAGAAGAGUUCCGCCAAAGACACCAAGACAAUUCAGCCGGAAUACACUUUUUUGGUUUCUUCUCAUAUCCUCCGCCACGCAUCGCGCCUUUUCGAAAAAGAUCUUGAUCCGGAUGGCCCUUGGAAGCAACCGGAGGUCCAAACUGACGGCUUGCGGCAUAAACAUCUAGAAGACUUUGAUCCUCAGGCGUUAAGUCACGUCCUCAAUCUGAUACACUUCCGAACCACACAAGUGCCAGACAAGCUUGAGAUGGAAACGCUAGCUGAAGUGGCCGUCAUUGUGGACUACUUUCAAUGCCACGAGGCCAUGCGCUUUGCGGUUCAAUCUUGGAUCACGGAGCCGAUUACCAUCACGGUGAUUCGUGACUUGAAGUUCGGACGGACCUUAAUGUUGUGGCUUCUUAUUGCUUCCGUGUUUAAGGUUCAAACCAUCUUGAAAAGAGCUAUCACGAUCCUUGUGGAAGAAGGUACAGGGCCGUUUGAUGCCCUGGACCUCCCGAUCUCGCAGAAUGUCAUCUCUGUGAUCGACAAAGGCCGAGAAGCAAUCAUCAACACGCUUUUAAACAGCAUUUACCAGUUUAAGAACGACUUGUCAGACGGUAAACUAUCUUGUUCAUUCAUCUGUGACGUGGUGCAUCUUGGCGCACUGCAGAAACAGUUGUGUUCUGCGGCUCUAUAUCCUCGCCCCGGCGGUACGAAGAGAGUGCAAAAAGAUAUCCGGUUGAGGCAGUUCAGUGUUCUGGUUGCAAUAUACGCUCGCGGCGGUCGAAUUUAA